This is a messenger RNA of Phytophthora nicotianae INRA-310, 1616 nucleotides long. RefSeq lists its product as hypothetical. The transcript is spliced from 4 exons. The record is from RefSeq and is a predicted model, not a curated record. NCBI's taxonomy places the organism in Eukaryota, Oomycota, Peronosporomycetes, Peronosporales, Peronosporaceae. Bases 1 to 1557 code for a protein of 518 amino acids.
AUGGUCCUCGCACGCCACUCUCGCCACGCUACGUUCACCCCUGCCCAGGUUUCCGGGUUCUACUUCCGUCCGCACCGCGACGAAUACGACGAAGUAAUCCUGGAGUAUUAUCGCUGUCGGUGUGGCACGGUUCGGAAGCAGACCCGUCGAAAUGGGUACUCAAAUCUGAUGCAACAUGUGCGUCGUGAGCACCCAGACUACGAGGCGGUGAUGCUGAACGCGUCUACGGCUGAAACAGGGUCUAUGCUUAACUACGUACGACAGUCGGCGCUUAACGUUUACGGCUGGCUCGACUGGAUCAUCAAGAGUAACCUUCCUCUCCACUUCUGCGAGAACCAAGCUGCAAGGCGCUACUCCAAUUUGGACCCAAUUUGUGUCGAGACACUGAUCAGCGCCAUGGAAAGCCUUACUCGGAUUGUGGAGCGUUGCAUCGCUGCCGAAUUACCGGAACGGUUUGGGCUCAUUCUGGACGGGUGGAGUCACGCCUCUGAGCAUUUCCUCGCCGUCUUCGCCUGCUACGAAGUUCGCGGUGUCACCAAGACCCCGCUCCUCAGCAUGGCUCCCUUGCUGAAUGAACACGACGAGGACCUUUCGGCACGUGGCCACAUGGAGUUUCUAGCCGAAAUGCUGCCCCGCGACUUCGGUAAGCAGCUCAGCGACUGCCUUUUUGUUGUUGGGGAUAAUUGUUCUGUCAAUAGGCUUUUAGCUACACUCAUGGGCGUCCCGCUAGUGGGAUGUGCUAGUCACCGGCUUAACAGGGCGGUUCAAGUUGAUAUGGAGCAGUAUGCAGACGACUUGGAUUUAGUUCAAGCGCUGAUGGUGCGCCUGCGGACUCUAAAGCAAUCUGCUAAACUCAGGUAUAUGUCGAAAACUACACUCCGUCCAGUGACCCGACAGGAUACACGAUGGAGCUCCACUUUUGACAUGAUAAAUAGAUAUUUUAAGUUGCUGGAGCACAUCGACCCUACCGAUGAUGCUCUUGUGGACGUUCUUCCUGCCCCAGCGUGCAACAAACGGCUACUGUCGCUGCUGAAGGACCUGAAGAAGGUUGAGUCUGUUUCCAAGGCCCUACAAGGUGAACACGUUUCUUUGGCGGACGUACGGGUGUGGUUUGACGGGUUAAUUACCGUAAAGCCGCACUAUGCGAGCUAUUUGGGAGCUCACGCAGACAUCGUGCACAGUCCCGACUUCGAGUCGGGAUGUGUCCGGAUCCUCAGUGGCAACAAUCGCCUAACAAGAGCCGAAAAGGCAGCUCUGCUGCCAUUUCGCUGCAUUGAAGAAAGAUCUACUGAAGGAACGAGCGACAGUGACGAUGGCAGCUCGUUCGUUCAAAUACUUCAAAAAAGGCGGCGCCGUGAGGAAUCAAUGCCCGAGUACGAGCUGCUGGGGUGUAUCCCACCCACCUCCAAUAUUGUGGAGAGAUUUUUUAGCGUCGCCCGAACGACUUACGGACAAGAGCGCCACAGUUUAAACCCCAUCACUCUGGAGAUGGUUCUCUUUCUGCGACAGAAUAACGUGUACUGGACAGCGCAGACGGUAGAUGAGGCUACACGUUAAUUGUUAACCUGCUGUUGCUUUGCUCUUCAGUUCAUAAUGAUCUUAUUUAUUUGUUGCUA